UAACACGCAUUAUACAUAUCCCACUGCACCUGAAGAUACCGCUAUUGCAUUUGACACAUCCUGACGCAAGCUAACAGUUAGCAUGGCUGAGAAGGAGCUGGGGAAAAAAUGGGACAGAUGCCUGGCAGACACUGCCAUCAAAGUCGGCACUGGACUGGGCUUAGGAAUCGUGUUUUCUGUCCUGUUUUUCAAAAGACACACAUGGCCGAUUUCACUGUGCUCUGGAGCAGGGCUUGGCAUGGCUGCUGCAAACUGUCAGAAUGAUCUGAGAUCACAUUAUCUGCUUCACAAGACUGAAAAGGAACAAUAACUGCAUGUCAACGUGGGACUGUCUUUUU
Sphaeramia orbicularis (orbiculate cardinalfish) is the source of this 338-nucleotide messenger RNA. It is a transcript of the gene micos10, whose product is annotated as mitochondrial contact site and cristae organizing system subunit 10. The transcript has 4 exons. The record is from RefSeq and is a predicted model, not a curated record. The coding region runs from base 83 to 310 and encodes 75 amino acids. Gene Ontology annotation, cellular component: mitochondrial inner membrane; MICOS complex; mitochondrion. NCBI's taxonomy places the organism in Eukaryota, Metazoa, Chordata, Actinopteri, Kurtiformes, Apogonidae.